UCUACACAUGACCCCAUCCUCCAACCUUGCUAUUGUGAAUGAAAAAAAGCGAUGAACUGGCAAUGCCUAUAGUUCAAUAUACAAACUAUGAUAGCUUAUGACAAGCCAACAUAAUAAUGUUGGUUAAUAGCCUUGGCAGACGACAGCGUUAACCCUGAUUAACUGCGCACCUAAUCAAAUCCAAAUUUAUAGGUGACGGACAGCAGCGAUGCGAGUUAGCGAACAGCUGAUUGGCAUAUUAAUAACAUUUUAAAUUUGAUGAAACAAAAAUGGAUAGAAGACAAGCAUUGCGAUUGUUAGCCGCACAGAUGGUGCAAAACCACAAUUUGUUAAACCAAAGAAUAAAAACAUUACUAGUGAACCUGCUUCAAAAGCUUAAAACGAUAAAUGAAUUGACAAAAGUGAUACUGGAAACUAGUACCAAAGUGGCGUCUUCGGAAAUAAAGGAAAGAAGCGCCUGGAAAUUUGACCGCAAUGGCAGUUUUUGGGAGUACGAUGUCAAAAAGAUAGAUGACAUCCGAUUUAAAGAAAACUUUCGUCUAAACAAAGAAGCUUUUCACAAAAUAUGUGAAAAGGUUAAGGAAAUCGGAAAGUCCAACAGCAACACGCGACUUUGCAUUCCACUUCAGAAAAGAGUGGCUAUUGCGUUGUAUGCGUUAGGUUCUUCAGCGGAAUACAGAACUGUAGCAAGUUUAUUUGGCGUAGGACGCACCACAGUUGGGGAAAUAGUUGUGGAUUUUUGCAAAGCUGUGUGCACAAAUUUAUCGGAUUGCAUCAAUUCCUAUCCCCCAAGCACAGAAGAAGUAGAGCGAAAUGUACAAGGUUUUGCACACCUUGGUUUUCCGCAAUGUUUUGGAGCAAUAGAUGGCUGCCACAUUGAGGUUCAGCCGAAAAAGGAAGAUGCGAUCGAUUAUUACAAUUAUAAGGGGUGGUAUUCGGUUGUUCUGCUGGCAAGUUGCGACUAUAGAUCAAAAUUUACAUAUAUACACGUUGGGUAAACUGGAAGAAAUAACGAUUCGUAAAUUGCUCAGAGCAUCAAAAUGAUUGGAGAUGUUAAUGUCGCCGUAAUACUUAUUGGCGAUUCAGCCUUUCGAUUGUCGCGUUACAUGAUGAAGCCUUUUCCAUACUCACCAAAUCAACCAGUGUUAGAAAAAACAUUUAACUAUCGUUUAUCCAAAUGUCGCAGAGUUACAGAGAAUUCGGUCAACUAAAAGCUCGAUUUAGAAAAAUUGGCAGAGGUUUACCAGUAGCUCCAAAAAACGUUAACGUUACUAUACAUGCAUGCUGUAUUUUGCACAAUUUUCUAUAAAUUGAAAAUGAUGAAAUUCCUUCUUCGUGGAUCCAAGAUGCUGCAGAAAUAAGUACAGAAAUUCAACCACAUCACACUACAAGAGCUGGGGA
Messenger RNA from Bactrocera tryoni, 1401 nucleotides. RefSeq lists its product as uncharacterized. The record is from RefSeq and is a predicted model, not a curated record. Bases 270 to 998 code for a protein of 242 amino acids. NCBI's taxonomy places the organism in Eukaryota, Metazoa, Arthropoda, Insecta, Diptera, Tephritidae. The transcript is spliced from 3 exons.